CAUUUGUAUGAAUGGUCGAACAAUUAAUCACUUCUCUUAAUCAAAAAUUAAAUCUCAUGUAUAAUUAAAGGGUAAUCAUGUAUUGAACAAACACCAUCAGUUACUCAAAUGGAUUUCAAUUAACGGAUGUUUCACAGAAAAGGUAGAGCAACAAGAUAUACAUCAUGUUUUUAAUAAGACGUGCUGCCCUAUUAUAUAGCACAUUACUACUGGGUAUACAAUUCGUAAGACUAAGGACUACACAAUCUCUACCCCCAGGGCCAGAUCACUCAAUAACAGGCACAGAAACUGACAUUCACUUUGGCGGACUCGGAUUUGCCACCUUCAAAGACCCAGUUCCAAUCCAAAAUUGCAAGCUGCAUUUCAUUUACGAAAAUGCUCCGACGAAAACGAAAAAAUAUGUCAUCAAUCCUGGCAAGGCUUGUUGUAUGAUUGAAUUCGUUAAUAUAACUCGCAUUGGUAAAAUGGAGUGUCGCAAGGACUGUUCGGAUUAUUCAAAAUUUGAUUUUCUGGAUAAGCCACCUCGUAUCACAAGUUUUGAAUGUAAAGAACCAGACUCCCCCAGAGACUGGUCACACGAGGCAUUAAUUGAGGAAGGGAUUCUAAAAUUUAAUUGCGACUCUAGGCGGAAGAUAAUAGGUAAACAAUGCUUAAGACGACAAAAAUAUUUCAAAAACUGUUGUUACUUGAGUUAUGAAUUACCAGCUUAUAUAUGUGAUUUUGAAUGUAUGAGAAAAUAAAGGUCCCUUGAAACUAAAUUUCGAUGGAAAACGGGAAAUUCAGCACUGGAUUCUAUUGUUUUUGUAUAUUAUACUGUGAUUAUGUUUAGCUAU
This is a messenger RNA of Owenia fusiformis, 833 nucleotides long. Lineage: Eukaryota; Metazoa; Annelida; Polychaeta; Sabellida; Oweniidae. The record is from the annotation of a GenBank genome assembly.